AUGGUCAAUGCAAAAAAACUUAGUGAAUCAUAUUAUGAAUUGGCAUUUUUAACGGGCAACGAAGAUUUGGUGAAUACUGGACAGGAACGACAAAAUAAACUUGUUAGUGAAAUUGUUUUACCUCAGGAGAGAACUACUUCAAAAAAAAGAAAAUAUGACGAAUCGUAUUUGUCCUUUGGGUUUAUUCCUGUCGGAAUGGCUGAGAAUCCGGAUGGACAAUGCGUUAUUUGCAACAAAAUAAUGUGUAAUAGUUCAUUGGUACCGGCAAAGCUAAGACGACACCUUGACACCAACCACCCGCAACUGAAAGAUAAAAGCUUAAGCUUUUUCGAAAGACACAAAGAAGUACAAAAAACUGGCGUAGCUGCUUUAUACAAAUAUGCAAAAACAGAUAAUGAAAACGCUAAAAGUUGCAGAAUUGCACGUGCUGGUAAGCCACACACAGUUGCAGAGGAUUUAAUAAAACCAUGUAUGACAGAAACCGUCAGCUGUGUACUUGGUGAAGAUGCAGCGAAGAAAAUUACAGCAGUUCAGUGUUCCAAUAACGUCAUAUCUGAACGAAUUCAUAAGAUUUCAGACCACAUUCACGAUGAAUUAAUUUGUAGAUUGAAGAACAGCAAGAUGUUUGCAAUACAAUUAGACGAAAGUACAGAUGUCGCCGGGCUAUCAAUAUUGCUUGUUUUUGUGAGACACCCCUUCAAAGGAUCUAUUGAAGAGGAUUUGUUUCUCUGUGCACCUUUAGAAACUAACACAACUGGAGAAGAAAUUUUUAAAGUUAUUGAUAGUCACAUGAGUAAGCACCAUAUUGAGUGGAACAAAUGCAUUGACGUGUGCAGUGACGGAGCAGCAGCUAUGAUCGGCAAAAUAAAAGGCACUGUAACAAGAAUCAAGAGUGUUGCACCUAAAUGUAGUAGCAGUCACUGCGUUUUACAUCGUCAUGCUCUUGUCGCGAUGAAAAUAUCAUACGAGCUUAAGACAGUUCUCGAUCAAGCUGUACAAAUUGUGAAUUACGUCAAAUCACGUCCACUCCAGUCAAGGCUUUUUAAAAAACUGUGCGAAGAUAUAGGAAGUCAGCAUCAAUCACUUUUUCUCCACACACAAGUGAGAUGGCUCUCAAGAGGAAGAGUUUUAUUAAGGCUAUUUGAAUUGCGCAACGAGCUUAAGAUAUUCUUCACCAAACAACCCGGUUCUGCGUCUACUAACGCGUUUGUUGAUUUAUUGCAUGAUGAGGUAUGUUCUUCUGGAUAUUCUUAUGAACUUACACUGGACAAGAAAAUUGUGAACAAUCUAGACUUCAAUCAGAGCCAGACCUAA
Molecule: messenger RNA, 1314 nt
Organism: Aphis gossypii (cotton aphid)
Lineage: Eukaryota; Metazoa; Arthropoda; Insecta; Hemiptera; Aphididae
Product: zinc finger BED domain-containing protein 5-like
Exons: 3
Coding region: 1-1314 (437 amino acids)
Source: RefSeq, a predicted model, not a curated record